AUGAAGCCUGGACAGCAGUGGACGGUCGGGAAAGAGAUGGAGCCUCCGCGCACGGCCGACACGACAAGCCUCACAGGGGACGUCUGGGUACUAUUGCUGCAGCUGCACCGAGAGAUCCUUUACAGGUUUGAUAGUCAAGACGAGAUUCUCAGCCGGGUGCUGACUCGGCCGUCUGUGACAGAAUCGGAGGAUCGGUUCGUCGACAGUAAGAGCCAGGCAAGCGAGAAGCAGACCGAGGACACCUCAACGGAUUCGAGUCCGCUCGAGCCCAAACCUCCAAGCAGGAAGGGCCGGCCGUCCUUCACGCCGAAGGUCUUCAGGACUUUCGAUCAAUUCGAGCACUCUCUGCGAGCCGAAGCCGCGAGGGCGGACUCCUUCCGAAGGAGACGAAAGUUUGCCAGUGUGAAAGGGCCCGGCUCCGUGCAGCAGAGGGUUGAAUGCUGCGAAUGGAUCAGAGCAGCGGUCCGACAUCCAGCGUUUGACUUGUUCUUUGCCCUCGUCGUCGUAUCGAACUCUAUCUUCAUCGGUGUUGAAGUGGAACAAGGUCUGAAUUCGCUAGGGCCCCGAAGUAUGACUAUCUAUGUUUUCCAAUACGCAUAUUCGGGCCUUUUCACUGUGGAGCUGGUCUUGCGUUUGGCCGCUGAUGGAUGCCAGUUCCUCUGUGGCCCAGACUGGCUGUGGAGCUGGCUGGAUGUCUUCAUCGUGCUGAGUUCACUCUGGGAGAUUAUCAUUGAGGUCAUGUAUGUCUGGUAUGGUGAUGACAGUGCCCAGGAAGCUGCUGAGCAUGUUUCAGGCAUAAUCAACCUCAAGGCCUUCCGAGUUAUUCGAAUUACGCGCAUCGUCAAGGCAGUCAAACUGAUGCGGAUCUUCCGCUUUGUUAUUGCACUCCGUACGUUGAUCACGUCAAUCAUCCACACCCUGCAGUCACUAUUCUGGGCUCUUGCGCUUUUGGUUCUGAUUGUAUACGUUUUCGCGGUACUGUUCGUCGGCGCCGUGAACGACUUCAAACUGGAUCCAGACAGUCUGAAACUUCCAACGAGAGAGAUGGAAGCAAGUGAUUUGUAUUUCUCAUCCCUUCCGGACACGAUGCUCAGCUUGUUCAUGUGCAUUGCUGGUGGAGUGAACUGGGGUGAGGUCCAGUCCCCUUUGAAGGCCAUUUCCACUCUGUGGGUCGUCUUCUUCCUUUUCUACAUCGCGUUUACGUAUUUUGCCGUCCUCAACGUGGUCACAGGAGUCUUCUGUCAGUCGGCCAUCGACAGUGCGCAGAACGACCACGCAACGGUAGUGCAGUCCAUUUUGGCCAACAAGAAGGCCCACGUGGAGAGGAUACAGGCGCUGUUCAGCCAGUUUGAUGACCGGGAGACUGGUGUCAUUACCUUUGCGAUGCUGGAAGAGAAGAUUGAUUCACCAGAUGUGCGGGAAUACUUCGAGACCCUUGGCUUGGAUGUCUGGGAUGCCUGGACUUUCUUCAAGUUGCUGGACCUGGAUUCAGGUGGCGCUGUAGAGACAGAAGAAUUCUUGAUGGGAUGCCUCCGGCUUCGCGGCCAAGCCCGUGCCAUUGAUGUCGAGAAGCUAAUCUACGACCAGACCUGGCUCAUCAAGAGCCAGAGUCACUUCCAGACUUACAUGGAGGUGGAGCUAAAGCAAUUGAAGGAGCAUCUGGUGCUGCUGACCGGCAUCAACUUCCAGCGCUCAAGUGCUUUUCAAAGGUGCUUGCUGAAACUUCCGGGCUACAUCAUGAUGGACCAGAGCAAGCAAGUGGAGGUGGACAAUGUGGACACUAACAGCGAGUAG
Molecule: messenger RNA, 1794 nt
Organism: Symbiodinium necroappetens
Lineage: Eukaryota; Dinophyceae; Suessiales; Symbiodiniaceae
Source: the annotation of a GenBank genome assembly